Pieris macdunnoughi is the source of this 1236-nucleotide messenger RNA. Lineage: Eukaryota; Metazoa; Arthropoda; Insecta; Lepidoptera; Pieridae. The record is from the annotation of a GenBank genome assembly.
AUGUCAUCUAGAAGAACGGAAGAUAGUCAUAUAGAGAAACUGAACCAGCUGUUCUCCGACUCCGGGCUGGAAUGUCUGCGGUCUGCUAUUGAGUCUGAAGAAUCGUCUUCUGAAUCUGGAGAGGCCGAGGAACUGGGCAAAGUAGAAGAAGAACAAGAGUUAGUAGUGGAACCCGACUUAAUAGCUGACAUCAAGAGCCAGGUGGAAGAGGAAGUAAUUGAAGAACUGCCAGAGAUUUUCCCCACACCCUCACUAAGAAGGGUUUUACCUGAUCGACUGCGUAAGAUUGAAGAGCAAAACAGAAUCCAUGUGCUUCCAGAAGAGUUCAAAACUGACUUUGACUCGACUCUCAUCCCGAAAAUAGCUACCACGCCGCAACAAAAAUAUAUUGAUAUACUAGGUGAAUUAACAGGCUGCGUGCAAUACAAGAAGAGUCUGGCUGAAUUCUGGUUUCUGGACACUUUGGCUAACCUGCUCCGGCGCGCUCAGGAUGAUGAAAUGGACAGACCAUCUCAAGCGAUCCUUAUCCUUUGGUUCUGCGAAUGGAUGAAAGAGAUACAGCAUUUCGAUGCAGCCGAUCGCCAGCGAAUGUUAAAACGCUUCCAGCACAACAUGCUAUCAGCAGCCAGGUUUAUUGGAGAUGAGGAACACCUCCCAACCCCGCUGGAGGCUGGGGUUUUCUAUAAGCCCUUGGAAGAAGUGAGCGUUGACACAUCGGUGACUUCCCGACAGUCACGGCAUCUGGUCACGUUUGAGAAUGCAGCCUAUGAAUGUUCACUGCGCGAUCUGAUAAACAUUAUGCAUUAUAUUUAUGACUUAUUCAGUACAGACUACCAAUACGACAUAGUUCGCUCAAUUUUCACCUUUAGUCCUGAAUAUAAUUUAAUCGACACGCCAUAUCAAGUACAAAAUCCCAAACGGUUGUUUGCGCCUCUCAAAAUAAAACCUAAGAAGGAUAAGCCUAAGAAGGAUGUAAAACCGCAGAAGGGAAAGAAAAAGGAAGUGGAUACUGAGGAAUAUUUAGCAUUGCUCGAGCUCAGAGCUAGAGAUGAAAAACUUCAGGAUGAACAGGAAGAGAUUGAUAGAGAGAACUGGCACCGCCGACAGCAUAUUCUGCCAUUGCAGUUUGCGGCCGAUGACGCAUUCUUUGAUAAGUACUGGCCACCACCACCGCCAGAGCCUGAACCAGAGCCAGAACCCGAGCCAAAAGGCAAGAAAGGAAAGGGGAAGAAAUAG